Colletotrichum spaethianum is the source of this 441-nucleotide messenger RNA. RefSeq names its product putative methyltransferase tdiE. The coding region runs from base 1 to 441 and encodes 146 amino acids. The record is from RefSeq and is a predicted model, not a curated record. Lineage: Eukaryota; Fungi; Ascomycota; Sordariomycetes; Glomerellales; Glomerellaceae. The transcript has a single exon.
AUGAAGUCAGAUGUGUGGAUCGAGUUUCAGGAGCUUCACGGUCAGGUCCACUGCGACGAUGGCACAAUGCCCGAGAAAGAAGGAUUAGAGAAGUUCUACAAGCUCACCGUGGAUGCUUUCGGGGGCCUCGGUAUGCACUUCCAUCACGCACGAGACCUGGGCCAUUACCUUGGAGUGGCCGGUUUCAAAAACGUACGCUGCAGAAUCUUCAAAAUCCCGAUUGGCCAUUGGCCCAAUGACGACAAGAUGCGCUCAGUAGGCAUGUUCAUGGCAUCAGCUGUCGCAGACGCCAUUCCUGCGUUUGUUGGAAAGCCAUUCGAGGCACACGGCAUCUCAGCACAGGACGGCAAGGCCUGGCAGACAUUGGCAAUGCAGGCUCUUGCGGAUAACAGCAAGCACCGCUACUUCAAUUUCUAUUUUUGGUACGCACAGAAACCAUGA